Molecule: messenger RNA, 2859 nt
Organism: Penicillium brasilianum
Lineage: Eukaryota; Fungi; Ascomycota; Eurotiomycetes; Eurotiales; Aspergillaceae
Source: the annotation of a GenBank genome assembly
CCGUCACACUAAGCCUAAUCGAGCACUAGCGCACUCUAAGCGAAGUCGGCGAUCCCACAGCAAAUUCACCAACUCUUCGGACUGUGAGAACCACUCCCCUCCGCCGACCUCAACCCAGCACCUUCGCAGCACUCCGUCGCUCGCAAUCAUGGCUGCCAUCAACAAGAUUGCCACCAACUCGCCCUCCCGGCAGAACCCCUCCGAGCUGGAGACCGCGAUUGCCGGUGCUCUGUUCGACCUCGAGAGCAACACUCAGGACCUGAAGGCCUCCCUUCGCCCCCUGCAGUUCGUCUCUGCCCGUGAGGUCGAGGUCGGCCACGGCAAGAAGGCCAUCGUUGUCUUCGUCCCCGUCCCCCUCCUGCAGAACUUCCACAAGAUCCAGCAGCGCCUGACCCGCGAGCUGGAGAAGAAGUUCUCUGACCGCCACGUCCUCUUCGUUGCUCAGCGCCGCAUCCUGUCCCGCCCCAAGCGCUCCGUCAACUCCCGCACCAACCAGAACCAGAAGCGCCCCCGUUCCCGCACUCUGACCUCUGUCCACGAGAACAUCCUCGCUGACCUCGUCUACCCCGUCGAGAUUGUCGGCAAGCGCAUCCGCACCAAGGAGGACGGCUCCAAGACCCUCAAGGUCGUUCUGGACGAGAAGGAGAAGGGUGGUGUCGACCACCGCCUCGAUGCCUACGGCGAGGUCUACCGUCGGUUGACCGGCCGUGCUGUCGUGUUCGAGUUCCCCCAGAGCGGCGCCGAGUACUAGGCACGUGUUGUGGGUGGAGCGGGAUGAAAAAAGAGGAGAUAUCGGUGUAUUUUGGGAAUUUGCUUGUUUCUAGGUCUGAAACUCACUAGAUUCAAGGAAGAGAGCAUGAUGGGUGAAAGACCAAAAAAUGCAUUCACGGGUUUUCUUUGAGUUAUGUUGCCUCUCCCAUUGACUGGUGCAUGGUUCUUUUUUCUAGUCCUCCGGCUCUCAAUUCUCUGCGCGAGGCGACGGAGCUGAAUAUCCCAUUCAGACCGUGUUUCUCUCUUAAUGAAGAUGGGAUGGGAUAUGUGAUAACAUUCCAAUGGAUCUUUUUCCAACUUUUAACCAAGUGCAUCCGUAGUCUGGAUAUUGCUCGUGUUCUCGUCCAGGACAAAGUGAUCCGAUAUCAGGGAGCCUUGUACAUCCGAAGUCGUAGUACCUACGGCGACUUCGAGUACAUGGAGGAUCUAGAACGUCCAGUACAUGGCUGAUUGUAGAAGAAUGACACCUGAUGUAAAUAUGUGCAACAAGAUAAAACAACUCUGGGGUAUGGACAAGGCAAAUAUGAACACGACGACCACUCUUCGAACAGCUACAAAGAUGCCUGAAUCCUACCAACACCCAAAACCAUCCAAUAAGCCAAUUCCCGAGCCACCAAAUCGUCCGGCUUGGAUGCCUUGCCGACAUUCUGCUGUUCAAGCUGUGCCUCCGCAUCCCAUUCCAUAUGCACAAACACCGGGAUCUCUAGUACAUCUUCGUCCUUCUGGAGAGAAGCCGCGAUAUCACUCUCACUGGCCCCGCCGUCUUCUGCUUGAGAACCGGGCAACGUCCCUGGAACCACUUCCAAUACGACAGUAGUCCAGUUCCGUCCCUUCUCCCAGACCUUUCCGGCCUCGGGAACUUUCUCGCCGCCUCGCAUGCCCGUAAUCCGAUCGCUGAGGGGUGCGGCUGCAUUCUGCAAUGCCUCAUCCCAUACAUCGCUGUUGGCGCCAAUUUCAAAUUGGGGACUAAGCACGGUGACUUUAGUCGCCACACUACCCGGUGUGACAGAGGGCGUAGCAAGUGUGAUGCGAACUGGGUCAAACAUAUGAUUCUUCAGAGUGAGAAGGACAUGAUAGGGCCGGAGAGGAGAGAGCGCAUUCAGAUCCGGAGGUGGAGCCAAGCCUGAAAUCGAAGACGCCGACGGCUGAGCAAGAGGGCGUAGAGUCGGGAGGGGGAUAUAGCUCAACGCAAUGAGACGGAUACGGAAGCGCGUAGACUGCGGCUUGGUCUCGGGUUUCACGAGAAUAUGCUUGCAUGACUUGCAGCGCUUGGCGCGUUUGGUGCGCAAGAGAACUGGAAGCGGGAGGAGUUCGUCCACGAAUCGUACAUCGGGCGAUUGCUCGGUACGCUGGCUGAUAGAUGCAACACCAUCCCAGCCGCAAUCCGGGCUCGGAAUGCGCUCGAUGAGUGCUAUAUCGGCGUCGCUCGAGGCAAUACGGAGGCCCUCGCUGGCAGUCAGAGCUUCACGCAUGACCGGCGGCUUGGACUUGGGUUUCUUAUUACCGCCAUACAGCCCACUCAACCGUGACGAGGAGGCAUAUAAAGACAUCAGCCUGUUCAAUGCCCCCGGGGACGAGAAUCCAAAUUCCGAGCUAAGAGGGUCAUUGGGCGAAUUGGAUGUUUCUGAAAUCUGUGUACGAUAGAAGUUUUUCAAGGCAGCAAAACGUGCUUCUGCGCCAAGAUGGGGCGUGGGCGUCGCAUCUUCCUUAGAAGGCUGCUCUGCAUCGCGUUCGCUGAAAUUGGACUGCUCCUCAAUGGAUGCGAAAUUCGAUAAAGGUGAUUUCAAAUCUCCGAAGGCGCGCGAUCCUUGCCGCGAUCGAGCAUCAAAUGUAGGUACCGUAGUCGAGUCGGUCAUUUUCUGCAACUGGCUACGGAUAUUGGUGGGCUUGUCGAACUUGAUACCGAUAUCAAGUGUCGUCCAUAGGCAGUAGCCGCAUGAGAGAACCCAAGGGCCUUGACCACUACCAUUUCCUGUAACGUUUGCAAUUGUACUCACUGCCAGCGGUGCUGUACAGACGGGACAAUUGAAGCAGUUUCGGCCGCACCUGAUAGUAGCGCUAGUUAGCACAUGCGCUAGUAGAUGAGUC